This is a messenger RNA of Leptopilina boulardi, 1069 nucleotides long. Its product is annotated as oligoribonuclease-like. The transcript has 6 exons. Gene Ontology annotation, molecular function: 3'-5'-RNA exonuclease activity; nucleic acid binding. The record is from RefSeq and is a predicted model, not a curated record. Gene Ontology annotation, cellular component: mitochondrion. The coding region runs from base 286 to 954 and encodes 222 amino acids. Lineage: Eukaryota; Metazoa; Arthropoda; Insecta; Hymenoptera; Figitidae.
CAUAUCGAUAGUCGUAUACGAUUUAAAGCACGUGUUAGAUUUAAAUGACAUUUACAAAUAUUUACAUUAGUUUUUAUUAAAUUACGUAAACAAAAGUAGUAUUGUUUUAUGUUAAUUACAAAUUAAUUAACUAAUUUGUAAUUGAAUAACUUGUAAAUGUUGCAAAAAUUACAUUUAUUUAAUGAUCAAAAAAUUGGUUAUGUUUCUUGAUUUUUAUAAUUGAAAACAAUUUUCUAUAGCAGUUGUUUUAUUAUUAUUAAUAUUCAAAAUAAAAGUCAAAGAAGAAUGAUUAUUCUACGAAGGAGCUUUUCACAUUUGAUGAAAUAUCUACGAUAUAAAACUUCCAACAUCUCCAGAAAUGUGUGCAAUUCAGGAGAAAUGUCCUCAAUUACAUUUAGAAAAAGUGAUUACAUUGUUUGGAUGGAUAUGGAGAUGACGGGUCUUAAUCCACAAGAGAAUAAAAUUUUAGAAAUAGCUUGUCUUGUUACUGAUGGCAAUUUAAAAACAGUCAGUAAUGAAUUUCAAGUUGUAAUUCAUCAAUCAGAUGAAGAACUCACUGGAAUGGAUGAAUGGAACACAAAGCAUCAUAGAAAGUCUGGAUUAAUAGAUGCUUCUAGAAAGAGUACAAUAACAAAUAAUGAUGCUGAAUUAAUGAUGUUACAAUUUUUAGAAAAAUAUUGUCCAUAUAAAACUUGCCCUCUUGCUGGAAAUUCUAUUUAUAUGGAUCGAACAUUUCUCAUGGCACAAAUGCCUUUAGUUCAUGAAUAUUUACAUUAUAGAAUAAUUGACGUUUCUUCUAUCAACGAAAUCGUAAGACGUUGGAAUCGCAAUAUCUAUGAUGAAAGACCGCAAAAAUGUUUUAAUCAUCGAGCACUUUCUGAUAUUCAAGAAAGUAUAGAUGAAUUAGAUUAUUACAGAAGGUACAUGUUUAAACCAAAUUGUAAUGAGUCAUGAAUUUAAUUUCUUUUUAAUUAAAUUAAUUUUAAUCGAAUUUACUUUCUUUUAAGUAUAUAUUAUAAAAAUUGUACAGAACGAAUUUUUUAUAUAUAUUAAAAAAAACAAAAUGAAA